This is a messenger RNA of Metarhizium brunneum ARSEF 3297, 1146 nucleotides long. It is a transcript of the gene idh2, whose product is annotated as Isocitrate dehydrogenase [NAD] subunit 2. Gene Ontology annotation, molecular function: NAD binding; isocitrate dehydrogenase (NAD+) activity; magnesium ion binding. Lineage: Eukaryota; Fungi; Ascomycota; Sordariomycetes; Hypocreales; Clavicipitaceae. Gene Ontology annotation, cellular component: mitochondrion. Gene Ontology annotation, biological process: isocitrate metabolic process; tricarboxylic acid cycle. The record is from RefSeq and is a predicted model, not a curated record.
AUGCUGGCCAUCCGAGCUAUCUCUCGCCCUGCCGUCUCCAGGCAAUGCCUGCGCGCUGCUCCCCGCGCUUCCUGGGCAGUUGCUCGUUGUUACUCGACUGCUGGCGAGCGUGUCGCCAAGUACGAGGGGACAAAGGAUGCUCAGGGCAACUACCUGGUCAGCUUGAUCGAGGGUGACGGCAUUGGCCCCGAGAUCGCCGUGUCCGUCAAGGACAUCUUUGCCGCUGCCAAGACGCCCAUUGCAUGGGAAUCUUGCGACGUCACCCCUAUCCUAAAGGACGGCAAGACCGCUAUCCCCGACGCUGCCAUUGAGAACAUUAAGAAGAACAAGAUUGCUCUCAAGGGUCCUCUUGCUACCCCCGUUGGCAAGGGCCACGUCUCUCUUAACCUCACCCUCCGCCGAACUUUCAACCUCUUUGCCAACCUGCGACCUUGCCGCUCCGUCGCCGGCUUCAAGACCCCAUACGACAACGUUGACACCGUCCUGAUCCGAGAGAACACCGAGGGUGAAUACUCCGGCAUUGAGCACGUCGUUGUUGACGGCGUUGUUCAGAGCAUCAAGCUCAUCACCCGCGAGGCUUCUGAGCGUGUCCUCCGAUUCGCUUUCCAGCACGCCCAGUCCAUUGGCCGCACCAAGGUCCGCGUCGUCCACAAGGCCACCAUUAUGAAGAUGUCGGACGGUCUCUUCCUGAAUGUUGGCAAGGAGGUUGCCAAGGACUUCCCCGGCAUCGAGUUUGAUGCUGAGCUCCUCGACAACACCUGCCUCAAGAUGGUCACUGACCCUCUGCCCUACAACGACAAGGUCCUCGUCAUGCCCAACCUGUACGGUGACAUUUUGUCCGACAUGUGCGCCGGCCUGAUUGGCGGUCUGGGUCUCACUCCCUCCGGCAACAUCGGUGACGAGUGCUCCAUCUUCGAAGCUGUCCAUGGUUCGGCUCCCGAUAUUGCCGGCAAGGCUCUGGCCAACCCUACCGCCCUCCUGCUCAGCUCCAUCAUGAUGCUGCGACAUAUGGGUCUUACCGAGUACGCUGUUCGCAUUGAGAAGGCCAUCUUCGACACCCUCGCCGAGGGCAAGGCCCUGACUGGCGACUUGGGUGGCAAGGCCAAGACUCACGAAUACGCUGCAGCCAUUAUUGAGAAGCUGUAA